AUGACAGACAUCAAGCCUGUGGACCUCGACACCAAGGAGUAUGACAUUGACACGGCCGAUGUGCGGGAAAUCACCCUGCACACCGAGGAAUGGAUUGCGCAGAAGCUGCUGAUUCCUCCCUCGGACGUUGACGGCACCUACCCUCGAAGUGUGACCGUCAUCUCCCAGGCGUUUGAGAACAUGAGCGAGGCCGAGGCCAUUGCCAUUGUCAAAAAGGCCUGGGACCAACACAGUUCCGACGCCAACUUAACCGCCGAACACAAGGAUGUGUUGCAGCACCUGAUCGAGAUGAUAGGAGAAGGCAAAGAGGGCGAAGAUGAAUCUGUGCCUCCUGAGGAUCUCGAAGAGCUCAAGUACCAGGCCUGUCUGUUCCAUCACUGGUCUCCCUACCAGCAGGUCCGAUCCGUGACUACUCCCUUUGACGACCAAGACGAAGAGUGCGAGACUUUUCGAUGCUACGUUAUUGGUAUCAUCUGGGUCGGUAUUGCUGCCUUUGUCAACCAGUUCUUCAGUCCUCGUCAGCCCCCCAUCCAGCUGACUGUGGCAGUUAUCCAGUUGCUUCUGUACCCCUCGGGUCGUCUGUGGCAGUUCAUUUUCCCAGAUUGGGGCUUCAAAGUCCGAGGAGUUCGAUACAGUCUAAAUCCCGGCCCGUGGACCCAGAAAGAACAGCUUCUGGCCACGCUCAUGGCCUCUGUCGCCAAUGUGCCUCCCUAUAUUGACUACAACAUCUUUGUGCAGUAUCUGCCCAAGUUCUACAAUCAGCCCUUUGCCCUCAACUUUGGCUAUAUGGUAAUGAUGAUGCUGACGACACAGUUUAUGGGCUUUGGCAUGGUUGGAUUCCUGCGAAAGCUCGCCGUAUACCCUGCCAAGGCCAUGUGGCCCACCCUGCUACCUACUCUGGCCGUCAACAAGGCUCUACUUGCCCCCAACCGAAAGGAGAAGAUCAACGGCUGGACUAUGACUCGAUACACCUUCUUUCUGCUGGUGUCUGCCAUUGCCUUCAUCCAAUUCUGGGUGCCCAACUACCUGUUCCAGGCCAUUUCCACCUUCAACUGGAUGACCUGGAUUGCGCCAAACAAUGUAGUUCUGGCCGCCAUCACCGGAGGCGCCUCUGGUCUGGGCUUCAACCCCAUUUCUUCGUUUGACUGGAACCAGUUCACCGCGGCGGUUUUCCCGGUAAUGUUCAUGCCAAUCUCAUCGCUCGUUCUGGGAGUCUCAGGCAUGUUUGUCGCCGGCUUCAUCAUCCUGGCUGUCUGGUACACCAACACCCAGUACGCCGGCUACCUUCCCAUCAACUCUGCAGACGUGUUUGACAACACUGGUCUUCCUUUCAACGUGUCUCGAAUUCUGACCAACAACGAGUUUGACGAGGCCAAGUACCGGGCCUACUCGCCUCCCUACUACGCCGCAGCCAACCUGGUGGUCUAUGGAGCCUUCUUUGCUGUCUACCCCAUGUCUUUCUUCUACACGGUCAUAAUGGAGUGGGAGAUCAUGAAGGUCAGUCUGCGAGACCUGUACGACGGCUUCAAACACUGGAAACGGUCUAAUUACUACGGGUUCGACGACUACUUCAGCCGAACCAUGUCCAAGUACGCCGAAGUGCCCCAAUGGUGGUACAUGGUGAUUCUGCUCAUCACCUUUGGCAUGUCCAUUGCUCUGAUUGAGCACUGGAACACCAAGGCCACCGUGUGGAUGCUGGUGGUGGUCAUGCUCAUCAACUUUGUCUGUCUAUUCCCCUUUACCAUCGUCAUGUCCUACACGGGUAUCCAAUUCACUCUUAACGUGCUGGUGGAGCUCAUUGUGGGCUACGCUCUGCCCGGUAAGGGUAUUGCCAUGAUGAUUCUCAAGGCCUUUUCUGUACAGAUCCAGAUCCAGUGCCAAAACUUCCUGACAGACCAGAAGGUGGGCCACUACGGAAAACUACCUCCCAGAUCAAUGUUCCGAGUCCAAAUGCUGGCCACUAUUGUCGCUGGUCUGGUUACCCUCGGAGUCAUGCAAUUCCAGCUCAAUGAUGUUGAACACAUGUGUGACGUGAAGUACCAGACUUCUCAUGAAAAGUUCACCUGUCCGUCGGAAACCGUCUUCUUCUCCGCCUCCGUCAUUUGGGCUGUGGUGGGACCCAAAAAGAUCUUCGACUCCCAGUACCCCAUUCUGCGAUGGUGUUUCCUCAUUGGCUUUGGAAUCGCCCUGCUGUUUGUCUUCCUCCAGAAGUUCGUGCCUAGAAUGCUCAAGAAGCGAUACCCCGACCGAGCCUCUGAGAUUACCAAGUGGGAGGCCCGAUUCAAGGAAGUUAACCCGUCCAUCAUCUGCUACGGCUUCCUCAACUACGCCCCAUACAACCUGACCUACGUGUGGUCCGGAGUCUACCUGGCCUUCUUCUUCAACGUGUACAUCCGAAAGCGGUUCCCCGGGUGGUGGGAAAAGUACACCUACGUCUUCUGCUCGGCCAUGAACACCGGCAUUGCCCUCAGUGCCAUCAUCAUCUUCUUCGCGCUCCAAUACACCAACGUCAACCUCACCUGGUGGGGCAACACGGUUUCAUUUGCCGGUGUCGACGGAGCUGGCGGAGCAGGCAUCGUCCCCAUUCCAGACAAGGGCUUUUUCGGCCCAGACUCUGCUCAUUAUCCUUAG
This is a messenger RNA of Yarrowia lipolytica CLIB122, 2631 nucleotides long. RefSeq lists its product as uncharacterized. The record is from RefSeq and is a predicted model, not a curated record. Gene Ontology annotation, molecular function: oligopeptide transmembrane transporter activity. Lineage: Eukaryota; Fungi; Ascomycota; Dipodascomycetes; Dipodascales. Gene Ontology annotation, biological process: transmembrane transport. Gene Ontology annotation, cellular component: plasma membrane.